Molecule: messenger RNA, 2498 nt
Organism: Daphnia carinata
Lineage: Eukaryota; Metazoa; Arthropoda; Branchiopoda; Diplostraca; Daphniidae
Product: probable serine/threonine-protein kinase nek2
Exons: 5
Coding region: 201-2117 (638 amino acids)
Biological process (GO): protein phosphorylation; chromosome segregation
Cellular component (GO): cytoplasm; nucleus; centrosome
Molecular function (GO): protein kinase activity; ATP binding
Source: RefSeq, a predicted model, not a curated record
GUUUUUGGCGCCACCGCAAUCAUCAUGGCUUUGGCAUUGGCUUUAACCGUUCAAACUUCAAAAACAAGCUUUCAGAGUCAGGGUUAGUCAUAAGUUGUCAAAACGCUGUACAUGUAGUAAGUUUUUCUAUUCUAAUCAAAUUAUCUGUCAAAUUAUUCUCACAAUUAUCGCCGACAUUCGGGCCUCGUGCAACUUUUAAAAUGUCUUGCAAAUUGGAUGAUUACCAAGUAUUAGAAACACUAAAUGACAGCAAAUAUGGUCUACGACAAAGAAUAUCUCGUUCUGAUGGUCGCUUAUUUGAACGACGACAACUUAGUUACAAACACAUGGAUGAUGCCCUUAAAGAGAUGGUGAUUUAUGAAAUCAAUAAUUUAAAGAAAUUAAGACAUCCAAAUAUUAUCAACCACGAAGAUGCCAUCGUUGAAAGAAAAACUUGCACACUUUAUUUGAUUACAGAAAUCGGUGGAAGUGAUAGCUUACAGACGCUGAUUGAUUACCACAAAAGGUCAAGAACAUUCAUUAAAGAAGAUUUGAUUUGGAAUGUUUUAUCACAGUUUUGCCAAGCUUUGCAUUCACUCUCUGUAGUGCAAAAUCCAUAUAGAAGCCAAAUCUUCCAUCGUUGCUUGAAACCAUCAAGUGUUUAUUUCAACUUUCAGACACAAAAGAUAAAAAUUGGUGAUUUUGGACUUGGCCUGAUCUCUAAGCCCUAUUAUAUGUGCCCUGAACUACAAAAAUUGGGCUUGUGCAAUGAAAAAUCUGAUGUUUGGUCAAUGGGAUGCAUUGUUUACGAAAUGUGCAGCUUAAAGUCACCGUUUCAAACAGCAGAAAACAAUAAGAAUCAAAUAACAGAUUGGAAACUUGAAAAUGUACCGAAGAUAUACUCCCGUGACCUUUCCUCCAUUUUACGUUUUAUUUUGACUCCAGAUGAAGACACUAGACCCUCUCCUCUCAUGGUUCUCUAUCACCCAAUAGUCAAAGCCAGAAAGGGAGGUUUAAAAUCUGCAGAUGGCGGAUCGGGGGUCCUGGAAACUGAUUUCCCUCUCUCCUCUAAGGAAAACCUCACCGUUAUUGCUGAAGAUUCACUUGAAGUUUCAACGGCGGAUUGUUCUGACCUAUCCCUCAACCAAUACCUAUCGAUGAUGGGUGAUCAAGAAGCUUCGACGACAUAUAUUGAUGACGUGGACAUUCAAUCCAUUGAAAAUGGAACAGCUUACCCCAAGGCUACUUCUAGCGUUCUGCAUGUCAGUCCGUUACCAUCUCCGAUUAGUAAGAAGUUCGGUGGAUCAAUUAGACGCCCAAGAUCUUCGUUAGAAAACUCCCAAGUGACUCGAAAAGCCACAGAAUUGUGCCAAACGGAACUUCAUUUGCAACGUUGGGCCAAAAUGCUGGAAGAAAAGGAACAGGAACUGGCUCAUAAAGAGAAGCGGCUCCAUUUAUGGGAGACUCAGAUCAAAGAAAUGGUCAAACAAUGUGGCACUUUGAAUCGAUCCAGUUUCAGUCGAACUUCAUACACCCAACAGCACUCGACCAACGAGAGCAGUGGAGUAGAGACCGAUAUGGAUAGCACGGUCAGUGCUUACCCUAGCGAUUCCAUCCUGGAACCUACUGCGGUUCGAAUGGAGCCAUCAAAAAUAGCAAAUCCCUUCUCUCGGUAUCAGACGGAUCGACACGUACGUUUCCAGCAAUCAGAAAAUGACAAUAGUCGCACGCGGAGUGAGAGCGCGUCAAAUUUAUUCGCAGAGCAGCGACUCCACUGGCUUGAAAUGAAGAGGAAGAAACAUCACAUUACGCAAUCUCCACCGCCAGUUCUACCCCCUAAAAUGAAUGGAAAACUCGAAACUGAUUACAUCUUUAUGGAAGAGAAAUCUAUUCCUAUUUCGGCUCUAAAGAGUCGAAUGUGUAAAUCACACACUGGUGAGAGUCAUAGCCGAUUUGAAAUGCCAAAACACUUACUUAAAGACAAGGAGAAUUACGAUGAAAGUUGGAGAUUUGACGCGGCUAGGUAUUGUCAACCCCUUCCUGCACGCCCAACCGGUGUGAAAAUUACUGAUUCUAAAAUUUUAACAAAUGAAUUGCGAGCUAAGCUCAAGUCACAUAAUCUGCCCGGUUUACGUUAAAUAUUUUCUUUCUUUUUAAGGUUUUACACUUACCGGGACAGUUUUUCACUCUUUUAAAUAGGCUGUUUAGUUCCUACCAUUUAUGUUUAAGCAUUUACAUAUUCAUUCCUUUAUAUACUAAUCCUCGGCGUUUUGCAAUGUUAACCAUUUGUUUUUUUCGUCUUCAACAUAACUGAGCCGGCAUGGGCUUUCCUUCCAUUGCAUUGACAAUAUUUUGCGCGGUCAUGGUUGCCAUAGUAGUUCUUGUUUGUAGCGUUGCGCUUCCAAUAUGUGGGAUCAGAACUGAGAUAACCAGAAGUAUUAAAACAUUUUUCAGAGACAUUAUAGUUAUAGCAUUGUGGUAUGUUCAUUGGAAAUACACGAAUAAUUUACUUACCGCAA